UGAAACUGACACAGAAGUACCUACUCAUCCGCGGCGCCUAAGAAGCUACUAAUUCAACAGUACGCUCUAGUGAAUUCAUCUAACGCGUGUGUUUAGUACAGACUGCAAUGGAGCAAGUUAAAUGCUGCAUAAGCGUAUUACUGGGAUUCAUACUUUUACUGAUGGGUUUUGGAGAUGGCGACAGCAGGAGAAACAGUAUGCAGGUGUUUGCCCAAGGUCAUAAUCAACCAGAUGAACCAGAACCAGAGUUUUUAUCGCUACUUCCUAAUAUAACAGUACCUCAGGGUCGUGACGUUUCAUUUACAUGCGUCGUCAACAAUUUAGGACAAUAUAAAGUUGCCUGGAUUAAAUCCGAUUCUAAAGCAAUACUCGGUAUUCACACCCAUAUGGUGUCUCUAAAUCCAAGAUUAUCAGUGACACACAAUGGACACAACACCUGGAAACUUCACAUAUCCCAUGUACAGCUAAAUGAUUCGGGUAGUUAUAUGUGCCAAGUGAAUACAGACCCCAUGAAGAGUCAGUCUGGUUAUUUGGAUGUGGUAGUGCCACCUGACAUAUUGUAUCAUCCAGACCAAAAUCUUGAAGAAAGUAUAACGAAUGAAGGAGGUACCAUCACACUUAUGUGUAGUGCAACUGGAGUGCCGAUGCCAACAGUACAAUGGAAACGUGAAGGAGGCAAGGAUAUCAUUUUAAGAACAGAGUCCAGAGAAAGACAAGUUGUGAAAAACGUGGAGGGAGAAAAACUUGUGCUGGGUAACGUUCAUCGCACUGAUAUGGGUGGAUAUUUGUGUAUCGCUUCAAAUGGAGUUCCACCAUCAGUAAGCAAACGAUUUGAUGUCCAUGUCAAUUUUCCGCCAUCCAUCAAGGCCGUAAAUCAGCUAGUGGGUGCCCCAGUCGAGCGAGAAGUUACUUUGGAAUGCAUUGUGGAAGUCUACCCAAAACCAUUGAAUGGCUGGUAUCGCAAUGAGGGCAACCUUAAGCUGCACAAUGGCAACAAGUACAAUAUAUCCGAGAGCAUGAUUAACAUGUACACUUGGCAGCUUAAUCUGACAAUACGUCAUCUGACUAAAGCGGACUUUGGCGCUUACAGCUGCUCCAGUGUGAAUGCUUUAGGCAAAAGUGAGGCCCGAAUACGACUACAAGAGCUUCGGUUGCCACCAAAACCAACCACAACACCAACACCGUACGUGCACACAACACAAAAGCCCCGUCGCAAGCAGUCCUCAAAUAUGAACAAAGGCCUCAACGAGGUGGUUAGAGCCAAAGAAACGCAUUUUACCAAUCAAAUGCAGGAAAACGAAAUUCUAAGUGGCAACAGUGCACAAGGAGUCAACAUCAUCAAUGGUAUUGUUGUGGGACCUGGUAACAGCAUCAAUGUCGCAAAUGGCUUGUCUAACGGAGCGGAAGUUCAUACACAAUAUCCCGGUCGGAAUGGAUACGAGAAGACACAUAAAACACCACAAGCCAUGCCAACACUUCGAACACCAUGGGUUAUCACAACCACACACAGUGGUGCAAAACAGACAAGAAAUGUGGGCACCUUUAAAGUAAUGAGAAUUCAAGCGAAUUUAUUAGUGGCACUAUUCGUCUUGUACGCAGCAUUUCGGACGAACUAACUAACCACAAAGCACUAGCAGGAGUCGAAAUCAGCGUAGAAACUGAAAUGGAAGUGGAAAAUUAAACUAUUUUUCUUUGCUGUUGCAUUAUAUUGCUGUUGUUAUUAUUGUUAAAUGUAUAAAAAAAAUAAAACAAAAAAAAAGGAUUCUAGGAAAAAGAAUAUGGUGAGUGGAGUCAGUGUCCUUAUUCCUUACAAAGGCUAAAUAAAAUCGCACAAACAAACAAACAAAUAUUUAAAAAAAAAUACAAACCAAACAAAACGAUAUAACAAUAAUACAAUAAUAACG
This is a messenger RNA of Calliphora vicina (urban bluebottle blowfly), 1904 nucleotides long. It is a transcript of the gene DIP-lambda, whose product is annotated as Dpr-interacting protein lambda. The coding region runs from base 108 to 1616 and encodes 502 amino acids. The transcript is spliced from 9 exons. Lineage: Eukaryota; Metazoa; Arthropoda; Insecta; Diptera; Calliphoridae. Gene Ontology annotation, cellular component: neuron projection. The record is from RefSeq and is a predicted model, not a curated record.